Ornithorhynchus anatinus (platypus) is the source of this 1985-nucleotide messenger RNA. It is a transcript of the gene SEC22A, whose product is annotated as SEC22 homolog A, vesicle trafficking protein. Lineage: Eukaryota; Metazoa; Chordata; Mammalia; Monotremata; Ornithorhynchidae. The record is from RefSeq and is a predicted model, not a curated record. The transcript has 7 exons. Gene Ontology annotation, biological process: endoplasmic reticulum to Golgi vesicle-mediated transport. The coding region runs from base 126 to 1049 and encodes 307 amino acids.
CCUGGUGCCCGGGUUCUCCUUCCCGUCCCUGUCCCCUGUCCCUGUGACCCUCCCGUCCUGCCCUGUGCCAGCCAGGGCCGGGGAAGCGUCCGGUCCCAGGGCUGGAGCUCCCGAGGCGUGGGGCAAUGUCCGCGGUCCUGUCGGCCGCCGUGGUCCGCGUGCGGGACGGGCUGCCGCUCUCCGCCUCCACCGACGGCGACCAAGGCGCGGGCGGCCCGGACGGCAGGAGGCUCUUCAAGCUGCUCGCCCGAAAGCUCAGCCAGCUCCCGGACCGCUGCUCCCUCCACGCUGGACGUCACGUGGUCCAUUUGAUCAGCUCGCUGGGCGUAAGCUACAUGGUACUGUGCACGGAGGGCUGGCCAGGGGUCCUGGCCUUCUCCUUCCUCGAUGAGCUGCAGCGGGACUUCAUCGCCACCUAUGACACCGCCAGGACCAACACCGCCGUCCGCCCCUACUGCUUCAUCGAUUUUGACACCGUCAUCCAGAGGACCAAACAGCGUUACAACAACCCUCGCUCUCUGGCCACCAAGAUGAGCCUCGCCGACAUGCAGACGGAGCUCAAACUCCGGCCCCCACAUAUGCUGACCAUGGCCGAGCUGGCGCCCGCCAACGGCUUCCCGGCUGUGGUGGGGGCCUUCAGCGGGGCUGGCAACAUCUCCUCAGCUCAGCAGCAGCGUCUGGAGCCGGCGACCCUGCCAGGGACGGUGGCCCUCGUCCUCAGCCUGCUGUGUGGGGCGCUGAACCUCAUCCGUGGUGUCCACACCAUUGAGAGUCUCCUGCAGAGCGACGGAGAGGACUUGAGUUACAUCAUCGCCUUCCUGCUCGGCAUGGCCGCCUGUGUCUACCAGGGCUACCUGCUGGCCCGCCCCACCAGCUGGCGGAGCGCCAAGUCGUUCCUGACCUUCGGCCUCAUCUGCCUGUGCAACCUGCACCUGUCCGAGCUGCGGGGCCCGUGGCAGCUGUUGUUUCACGUGACGGUGGGCGCCUUCGCCACGCUGCAGAUCCGCCUACGCCAGCCCCGGGCCAAGGCCCCGGGCUACGAUGUCUGAGUGGCCCGAGGGACCUGGGGGCAGGGCCGGGACUGAGGACCUACCUUGAGGCAGGGCCGAGGCCGAGGACCUGCAGGCAGGGCUACGGCCUUGGGCUUGGGGGCUGGGUGGGACUGGGCUGGGGCCACCUGCGAAGGCACCUUGUCCUGGCGAACCGCUUGGGGCGGGGCCAGGACUGGGCAGUGUGUCCCACUGUUCCCCAAGAGCCUCGGGGUGGGGCCCGCUGUUCCCAAGACCCUCUGGGCACGGGGCCCGCUAUCACUUUGAACUACCCAGGUUGGGGCGGGACCCUCACCUCAGCCCCGGACCGCCGGGAGCCUCCGUGGAACCGCCGGUCCCCACACAGGUUUUUGCCUUUGUAAGGCGGCAGUGGAGCUGGAAUAAAUGGUGCAUCACCCGGCCGCCCCUGUCUGAGCCGGUCCCCACGGACCUCUCUCCCACGGGUCAGGGCCUGCCGAAGCACCCUUCAGGCGAAGGAUGUUGAGACACGGGGAUCCCUGCCUGGAUCAUCGAGUCAGUCCCUCGUCAGUGAGCUGAGGGCUCAGUGCAUGCCCAGGGCCGUAUUGGGUACCCACAGCCUGCAAUUUUGUGCUAGGCUGGAUGUCUAGUGUGUGUAGGGUGCUGAGCUCCUGCCGUGUGCAGAAUGCUGUACUGGCUGCCUACUCUGUGCAGAGCAUUGCGCCAGAUCUGCCAGAGUAUAAACAUGUCUGUACAAGUCUCUAAGCCCCAUCAUCAAUUCCCCUGAAGUCUCAGCCCCAAGCACAUGUGCCAUUCCUGACACGUGUGUUCCCACACGUGAUUACUUUCGUAUUCGAAGGGGACACCAGUGACAGUGAGAUUCAGUGGAGCCCGGGGGAGUUGGUAGGAAAGGCCAAGUGGGUCCGUGCUCCACACACACAUGCACAGACUGUCCCCAGAUUCUGCUGUCACAUUUGU